AUGGCGUUCGCUAACCAUCUUCCACCGCUUCAACUCGUUAAACCCUCUCUCAACUUCCCAAAACCCUCCCUAUUUUUCAACCCAUCCUCCUACCAUUUCAACUCCCCUUCUAUACUUCAUAACCGUUCUUCAAUUUCCACCCUCCGCAGAAUCACCGUUAAGGCUAAAGCACAAGAACCUGAAGUUACUGUAGCUACGGAUGCAUUUACACAAUUCAAGCAUCUGCUUUUGCCUAUUACUGAUAGAAAACCCUAUCUCUCUGAGGGAACUAAACAGGCUAUAGCAACUACCAUUGCCUUAGCUAAGAAGUAUGGAGCUGACAUUACAGUUGUAGUUAUUGAUGAACAGCAGAAGGAGUCUCUGCCUGAGCAUGAGACUCAACUUUCCAGCAUCCGAUGGCAUAUAUCUGAAGGUGGAUUAAAAGACUAUAAAAUGCUCGAGCGGCUUGGUGAUGGAAGCAAGCCAACAGCAAUAAUUGGUGAUGUUGCUGAUGAACUUAAUUUGGAUUUGGUAGUUAUUAGCAUGGAAGCAAUUCAUACAAAGCAUAUUGAUGCAAAUUUGCUUGCUGAGUUCAUUCCCUGUCCUGUCAUGCUUUUGCCAUUGUAG
Messenger RNA from Vicia faba (fava bean), 606 nucleotides. The record is from the annotation of a GenBank genome assembly. NCBI's taxonomy places the organism in Eukaryota, Viridiplantae, Streptophyta, Magnoliopsida, Fabales, Fabaceae.